This is a messenger RNA of Triticum dicoccoides, 1906 nucleotides long. Its product is annotated as probable E3 ubiquitin-protein ligase ARI5. Lineage: Eukaryota; Viridiplantae; Streptophyta; Magnoliopsida; Poales; Poaceae. The transcript has 16 exons. Gene Ontology annotation, molecular function: N,N-dimethylaniline monooxygenase activity; NADP binding; ubiquitin-protein transferase activity. Bases 24 to 1835 code for a protein of 603 amino acids. Gene Ontology annotation, biological process: protein ubiquitination. The record is from RefSeq and is a predicted model, not a curated record.
ACGCAACUCCAACCCCCCCUCCGAUGGACUCCGACGACGAGCCCUGGGGAGGGAGCGACGACGACCCCGUCGCCGUCGGGGACUACUACUACGACUGCAGCGACGGGGGCGGCGGCGGGGGCGGCGAGGAGGACGAGGGAUCCGACUGCGCCGGCGACGACUACGAGGUCCGCGAGGAGGUCGCCUCGAUGCGCGAGAAGAGAUACAUUGUGUUAUCUGAAAAUGACAUACAUGAGCGGCAAGAGGAAGCCAUAAGACGGGUAUCUUCAAUAUUUUCAAUUCCAAGAGAAUCAGCAUGCAUCCUCCUUCGACAUUACAAAUGGAAUAUUAGCAAGUUGAGUGACGAGUGGUUCGCAGAUGAAGAACGUGUCCGUCAUUUUGUUGGCUUGCCUACAAAUGGGGCUGUUCUUCCUGACUGCCAGGAGCUAACUUGUGGAAUAUGUUUUGAAGGAUAUUCCACAAGUGCACUGAGCUCUGCUGGUUGUGUUCACCUCUACUGCCAUGAGUGUUGGGAAGGGUAUAUUAGUGCUUCAAUAAAUGAUGGUCCAGGAUGUUUGUCACUGCGGUGCCCUGAGCCAUCUUGUACUGCCAUGGUUCGUGAAGAAACCAUUAAUAGAUUGGCUAAAGAUGAGGAGAAAGUGAAGUACAAACAAUUUUUAUCAUGCUCAUAUGUUGAAGACAACAAGAAGAUAAAGUGGUGUCCAGCUCCUGAUUGUACCCGUGCAGUGGAGUUUCUUGGUGAUGAGAACUAUGAUGUCUCAUGCAUGUGCAAAUUCAGCUUCUGCUGGAACUGUACAGAGGAAACUCAUCGACCAGUUAGCUGUGAGACUGUCUCAAAGUGGAUAUUAAAGAACAGUGCAGAAUCCGAGAAUGUGAAUUGGAUAAUAGCUAAUUCAAAGCCCUGUCCUAAAUGCAAACGACCAAUAGAGAAGAAUCAUGGUUGCAUGCAUAUGACGUGCCGUCCUCCUUGCAAAUUUCAGUUUUGCUGGUUAUGUCUAGGUGACUGGUCAGAACACGGAAGUAGGACCACUGGUGGCAAUUAUGCUUGCAAUCGCUAUGAAGCAGACAAGAAGAAAGGCAUAUAUGAUGAAGCUGAAGCACAGAGAGAACGGGCUAAAAACUCACUUGUGAGAUACACGCAUUAUUUUGAGCGCUGGGCAUCCAAUCAGAAGUCGAGGCAGAAGGCACAAGGAGAUCUGCAAAAGUUCGAAAGUGAACUUGCGAAGCUCAGUGACAUUCUUGGAAUACCAGAGUCUCAACUAAAGUUCAUACCUGAAGCUUGGUCACAGAUUGUAGAAUGCAGACAAGUGCUGCAAUGGACAUAUGCUUAUGGGUAUUAUCUCGAUGAUAAAGCCAAGAAUGAUUUUUUUGUGUACCUCCAAGGUGAAGCUGAGUCUGGUUUGGAGCGCCUCCAUAAAUGUGCGGAGAAGGACAUACAUGCAAUUUUACCUAAAGCUGGUGAAACUGAACCUCUUCCUUCAUUACAAGACUUCAAUGAAUUUCGUGUGAAACUUGCUGGUCUAACAAGCGUAACCCGCAACUACUUUGAGAACCUUGUUCAAGCACUGGAAGCAGGGCUGGAGGACAAAAUGAUCGAGUUCAUGGAGGAGCACGGCGGCCUGACGCCGAUGGAGGAGUGGAAGGAGGAGCUGCUCCUGUCGAGCGUGGCGAGCAUGUGCGACGACCUGGAGACCUUCCGCGACCGCGCCGACGACGGCGAGAGCGUCCGGAAGGGCCUGCAGGGAUGGCGCGGCGGCUUAGCUGCUCAGGCUCAACACGAAGCCAUGGAUGCUGCUGCUGAAGCUGAAGCUGAUGGGUUGGCCAUGGAUGAUUAAUAAGCUCCCGUUUAACUGAAUUGAACUGCACAAGAGGUUCUGUGGGAGAUUCAGUUUAAUUCCCUUCGUUU